AUGCGCCAUCAGCCCGGUAUAAGCGAGCUGUUCGGACAGCAAAGAAACACAUUAAGGUCUCAGAUUGCAAGUCGAUUGGUCCGUUCCAUGACCAGCAUGGUAUGUUCAUGGGGAUUAAUUAGAUUGGAGACGAGACAAAAAGGUCAUCGAAAGAACCGGAGGGCUUUUACGACCACCAUGGGCUCCGGGGAAUCGGGGGAGAUUGGUCAUUGCAAUGCUGAUGACGCAGAUUCUCACUGAUUUGAAUAAAAAGAACGUUGUAGAUGUCUCAUCGAGACACGGCAGAUCUGCUCCUGGUCUCAGUUGAUGGUCGAAAACUGCCAGUUCAUCUUUGUAUUCUCCGUCAAAGGGCUCCUGUCUUUUUCCAACGAUAUAUUGAGCCAACUUUGAAUGCAACCCCUCGGGCGGCGACCCCUCAAUUGCCUUUGGAAGUAGCUGUCGGUGAUGUAGAUUCAACUGGACUCUCCUUUUUCAUCAAAUCCAUUUACACUGAUGAGGAAUUGGUAACCUUACCGAAUGAAAUGAAAACCAUGGAGAAGACCCCUAGAUGUUCAGGCAUGUCUUAUUAAUUAAUUAUACGGCUAUGUAGUAGGGUAGAUCAAUAUAAAAUAAUGUAAUAAAUGGGUACAUGCUUUAUUUUGGUAUCUUUUUAGAGAACGAGCCUCUCGAAGAGGAGAUAGUCAUGUACAGAGACGGUCUUCGGGAUGAGAUCGCGGAUCAGAUUCCUCGCAAAAACUCGGAUUCUUUGAAUUCUUCAAGAGUACGUUCCUUAAGACUUCUGAGUUGUGUUCUUAGGUUGCAUCCCAAUCUCAUUUAUGUGACAUGACCAACCAAGAGAUCCCGCCAGAGAUGUCAGCAUCUUAUCCAUCUCCGGGAGAUUAUAAAAAUCAUUCGAUCCAAGACCUUUUGGGAUCAGCCAGUAAUCUUCAACAACAGGCUCCGAUGAUGACGUCAUUCAAAGAAUUGGCCUCACAACAGUCUCUCAACACGACGGACUCCCCUAUGUGUACAUCCACAUAUUCAGACAGAGAUGAUGACUGUCGAAGAAGAAGUAGGAGUGUGGCCAGUGAUGUCCAAGGUAAUUUUUGAAAUCAUAUCUAAUAGCAUGUUUAGGUCAGUCCUGCAAGUUCAUCAGAUUGGAUGACAGCGGAGUUUCCAGCAGAUCCACCUCUGAUCGAUCGGAAACCCGAAAAUCGAUCUUCCCUAUGUUCAUUGGGAUGGGAGCCUAUGACACAAUGGAGGAUCCCAUGAGCCAGAGUGCCCCUUCUGCCGAAAACUUUGGAUCCACGAUAAGAGGACGCGCCAUGAUGGCCAGAAGACUUUCAGUCAGUUCGCUGACAUCCCUCACUUCCAUCGAUCUGACUCCAACUCAUGAAAGUAAGCAAUUUUGAUGAUUUUAAAGUUUUCCAAAACUCUAUUUUUUGGAACAGAAUGUUAAUUAUGAAUAUUACAUUGUUUUAUUAUAGAUGCUCCGAUCUUCACAGACAAUGAUCCUGCCAGUCAAUUGGCCAAAGAUCUUCUCCAGAUAUACAAAAGAGGAAAAGAUUCAGAUGUCAGCAUCACAACAAACGCAGGCGAUCUUAAAGGUCAUCGAUGUAUAUUGUCAGCUACAUGUAGCGAGUUCAAGAAGGCCUUGGGGUCAUCUUCUCGCAUCGAUCUCUCCAAAUAUUCCUUGUCCACCGUUGAUUUCUUACUUCAGUUUUUAUAUGGAGGCUUAACUUGUGUGCCAGAGAAUGUUAAUAUCUGGGAGUUACUCGCAUUAGCUGACGCACUCCGACUCGAUCAGUUGCUGCAGGUAGCCAUGUUACACUUAAAAGCACAAAAAUGUCAUUUCUUCCACAGGGUAAGUGCAAUAUCCAAAAAUGAAAUGUAAUUUUACAGCCAUGUGCAUCGUGUGUAUCUGCGGUAUUCGAUGCCCUCCCGCAGUUCUCUGAAUUGGCAGUGCUCAGACCCUUGUAUGAGGAGGCUAUGGCAUGGCAAUGCAAACAUUUUGCCCGUAUCUGGAAGGGCCGAAUCUUCCUCCAUCUCUCGGAGUACUGGCAAAAAGAAUGUUUCGAGGCCUUAAUUCAGUCAGUGACCGAUGAGUCUGUCAUCGAAGUCCUUCUGGGAUGCGAGAAAUUGCAGAUUGCUCUGCCCAGGAUCAAAGCCCAGCAUUCGAGUAUCUAUGUCCAGAAGAUGGUGAAUGAUGUGGUGGAGUAUUGCACGGACUUCCUCAUCUCCAGCCUGGAUCUGGUAGUUCAAUCCAAGCUGUUUAUUCAGCAAGGAAAGGGAUUGGCUCUCAAUCUAUCCCUUCUGGAGGAUAUCUUACCUUCCCUUAUCCAUUCUUUGAAUGCAGAUACAGCAAUCAAGACUUUCAUAAGUCUAAAACAACUGCUAACUGACAUUGCUGAGGGCAGAAUACAGAGCUCGAGUACCAGUAGUGUUAACCAAGUCGAAGAUUUCAAUCCUGUAAGCCCAUUUGACGGUUCCGUAUUCCUCAUUUUAGCGCUUUCUAUUGUUGUGUCGUCGGUUGUUGGAGUUGUGCGACAAACAUCUUCUACACUUUACAGCCUCCGUUGUAAAAAGUAAGGCCUGGGAUCUCCUGGAGAAGGCAGACCAAGACAGAAUUCAAGAAAGUAAGUUUUGUCAUUACAGUAUUAUAUAAUUGUUUCUUUUUUAGCGGGUAUCUUUGUUGAAAUGUGCCUCCCAAAAGCGCCACCCCCAAGACUUUCCAGCUUUAAUAGAGUAAGUUUGUUAGGCAUUAAAAUAUCCUUAAUUUAGUCUUAUAAAAGAUCAUCCAGUGUUGGAUUCGGUCAAGGAAUCCAAUCCAAAUUAGAUGUCGCAUAUUACGGUGGAUAUGAAAGGACAAGAUCAUUGGAAAGAGCCCGCCCUGCGUCUACUUUCACUCAGCUUUUGGAAGCAGAUGAACCACUAGAAGCAAUCCUUGAACGAGAAAAAAGCCAGACUCAAAUCCAUCUAGAACAACAUCGGAGAGCCAACAGUAUGCGAGAACAAUCUUCUAGUCGAAUGAGUGUAAAAUCAAACGCGAGUACUAUAAAGCACAAAUCCCCGCAACCAUCUGAAAUGGAUCUGACAAGAAGGACGGAGAAGAAGAGUUCCGACGCUCCAAAACUGAAGUCUCCCAAACAGACACUCGUCCCCAAAUUAUCGUCUCCAGAAUCUCCCACGAAACGAGUAACCAAAUCCAGGCAUCCCCCUCCAGUCAAGCGGCCGAUCCCAGCCCAAUCAGUCAAUGUAAAUAUUGAACGACAGAACACACAGACAUUGAUGACGGCUGAGCAGAACAAAGAGAAAGGAAUCGACACAAGUGCUACGGAUAUUAAACCAUCUACAUCUGAUCCCUUCCGGAAAGAAACAAACAACAGUCCCCAGUCUGCAGAUACAGUCAAAAAUAAACCACGUUCCGUGGUCAAACCAAUGCCAAAACCAACACCGUCAACAGUUACACAGAGCAAAACGGUAACCAGACGCGUAUGUAACUUUUUUUAUUUAUCACAAAACUAAAAGUUAUUUCUGUCACCCGCAGGAUUCGGACCUGCGUCUUUCGCGUCUCCUCCUAUCACGACCUGAGAUUUUUGACGGGGGCGUUUGUCGCUUCUGUACGGGGGCCGUAGAUGGACGUUGUUGCUUCUCACCAGAAGCCUGCCCCGAAAUGUCGGGACGCGAAAAUAAGAGUUCGGCUUAAACUCAAUGUUUUCUAACACGAAAAAUAGAUGAAUUUGACGCAGAUGAUGAUUUUAUUUUUUGCUGGAUAAAUUAAUCAAUUUCAGAGUGUAACUGGGGCAACCGCUGCGUAUGCUGCCAAAGUAGUAGACAAACCAAAAAGUGCUUUACCUCGUCAGCUUCCCCCUCCCAACGCUGCAAUUCUCACCCGAGCCAGCCGAGCCAGUGGCGUUCAGUCAAUCGAUGGAAAGGUAAAAAGGAAGGAAUUGGAGACUGACUCCAGAAUACCUAGAAGUCCAAAAAUUGGUCGAAGAUAG
This is a messenger RNA of Bursaphelenchus xylophilus (pine wood nematode), 3980 nucleotides long. NCBI's taxonomy places the organism in Eukaryota, Metazoa, Nematoda, Chromadorea, Rhabditida, Aphelenchoididae. The record is from the annotation of a GenBank genome assembly.